AGUAGGCCUGAAUAAACGUCAAAGUAAAUACUCAUAAUUACGGCAUUACAUGGCAUCAAAGAACAAACAAUGUAUUAUUUUAGCAGGUAUCUUCUGGUGAUGCUGUUUCACAGCACCCUGGUCCUGGGACACCGUCCGCUUGAAAGGAGUCACUCCUUGUCACUGGUGACAAUGGUGCCACUCCUGGAACUGGAAAGGAAACUGAUUGAUAACCUCGAAAACUAUACAAAUGCCCUGGAGCAGAAGCUGGAGAUAAUUCGCAGUCAACUUCUAGUCAUGCGUGCAGAAAACGAGAAAGGAAUGAGGAAUGCUGUAUCCUAUCUGUCCAAUCCUCUGAAUAGCUUUUCACUCAUCCGACGAUUGCAUCAGGAUUGGAUCAAGUGGCGAAAGUACAUGGAGCAGCCAGUGGGGAUCUCGCAAUUGAAAGCAUUUUACAGCUGGGAGGAUGAGCUUCCCACUGAACGUGACUUAUGGGAUGCCUGCGAGGGCAUAGGAAGAAUUACGAGUACAUAUGACCUGAAAGUUGGCGAUUUUAUUAAUGGGAACAUAAAAGGAAAGCAGUACAAUGCCAGCAUGAGUUCUGCAGACAUUCUUUCGGUAGGUGCUAUCCUUGCCAAGAAAAAUAGUCCAUCGGAUGCUAUUCAAUGGCUGCAGGAAGUGCCUCAGCGCCUCCAAGAGGAACUUCUAAUUCGGCCAAGGCACCUGUCAAUCAAAGAAGUGGAUGCUCUAAGAAUACUCGCCGAGGCCCAAAUAAAAGAAAAAAACUAUUCAGAAGCCUUGCCACUGCUGCACAAUUGCUUGAAGCUACUGCCCCACGAUGCGCGUCUUCUUCGACUGUGGAAAAAAACAACGGACCUCAUUGCGAAUCAACCAGACCCAUCCCCUACAGAGGAUAAAGAGCGGAAAGUUGCAAUCGCAAAUGCGUUCAAAUUAGGCUGCAACAAACCCCUCGAGAGCUCCACUAGACUGCACUGUUUCUAUAACUUUACCACGACUCCAUUCCUCCGCUUAGCUCCUCUCAAAAUUGAGCAAAUCGGAUUGGAUCCAUAUGUGGUGCUUUAUCACGAAGUGCUCUCUGCUCGAGAAAUAUCAAUGUUGAUAGGCAAGGCUGCUCAAAAUAUGAAAAACACCAGAGUUCAUAAGGAACAAGGAGUUCCAAAAAAGAACCGGGGAAGAACUGCAAAGGGCUUUUGGUUCAAAAAGGAGAGUAACGAGCUAACGAAGGGAAUUACUAGGCGCAUUAUGGACAUGACUGGCUUUGACCUGGCUGAUUCUGAAGGAUUUCAGGUGAUUAACUACGGCAUAGGUGGACACUAUCUUUUGCACAUGGAUUACUUUGAUUUUGCGUCUAGUAAUCACACUGACACACGAAGUGGCUACUCCAUGGAUUUGGGCGAUCGAAUUGCUACUGUGCUUUUCUAUCUGACUGAUGUCGAACAAGGUGGAGCCACCGUCUUUGCAGACGUAGGGUAUUCUGUGUAUCCCCAGGCCGGAACCGCCAUCUUCUGGUACAAUUUGGAUACGAAUGGAAAGGGUGAUCCCCGCACAAGGCACGCCGCCUGUCCAGUGAUUGUGGGUUCCAAAUGGGUGAUGACCGAGUGGAUACGCGAAAAGCGGCAGAUCUUCAUCAGACCCUGCCUGCCCCCAGCAAAGGGAACCUCUACGAAAUCAUAGACAAACAAAUUUCCGCCGUAAUCACUCUGCACACUUAACAAAAACCCACGGAGCUCAGCUUAAAUGCCUUUUUAAAAUGCCAACACGGAAAAAUAAAGUGCUGAGUGGUUGAUAGUCCCUGAAAGUCGGGGGGAUACGGAAGGGCAUCUGCUCCAGCGACAAGGUAAAACCAAAGGCCACCGCAGCCGCAUUUUAGCAUACUCCUAGGUGACCCCCAUGCCCUGAUUCCCUGACUCCCAUCCCGAUUCCCGGCUGUUGGUGGCGUCUAGUGUCUGACACCGCGUACGUGAUGUGCAACUUAAUGUUUCAAUUAGAGGU
Molecule: messenger RNA, 1992 nt
Organism: Drosophila simulans
Lineage: Eukaryota; Metazoa; Arthropoda; Insecta; Diptera; Drosophilidae
Product: prolyl 4-hydroxylase subunit alpha-2
Exons: 7
Coding region: 70-1674 (534 amino acids)
Biological process (GO): peptidyl-proline hydroxylation to 4-hydroxy-L-proline
Cellular component (GO): endoplasmic reticulum
Molecular function (GO): L-ascorbic acid binding; iron ion binding; protein binding
Source: RefSeq, a predicted model, not a curated record